This is a messenger RNA of Rhopilema esculentum, 987 nucleotides long. The record is from RefSeq and is a predicted model, not a curated record. NCBI's taxonomy places the organism in Eukaryota, Metazoa, Cnidaria, Scyphozoa, Rhizostomeae, Rhizostomatidae.
AUGCAUCAAAACAGUUUUACAAAUCAGGUAUGGCUUCGCCUGAGUACAGAAGGUGGGCUUCGGCAUCGCGUUACUGACCUGAACGAAGGCGAUCUGCCACCUAAGUCACCUGAAUUUUAUGAGAUGUUACCAUCAUUAAGGUCAUCGCCUAUUUCCUUACUACAAGCAAGGCAGGAAGACAACUCGGAUUCAUUUCAUGUUGUCCCUUCAGUUACGAACAAAAACACAGAGCCACUUAGUGUAACGGAUACAUACGAAACAUUUUUACGAAAUUUAGAAUACAGUGAUAAUCAAGAUUAUGGUAAUGAUUUUCUCCAUUCACCAGAAGAACUUCACUUGACACACCAAAUAGUUGGAGAAGGAGCUUGCCAUGAUUUGUGUGACGAUUUUCAGAUAUAUUUACAAAAUGAAACAUCCCCAACGCCAGUUGAAAACUUGUACAGUACGCUACCAACACAAGAAGCUGCAAGAACAUUUGAAUUUCCAAAUUUCGAUGAAAACCAGAGACUUGAAAAUAUGGAGGUUUCUCAAACUGGGCAAAAGAAGGUGAGUUAUACUAAAAAAUCACAAAGCUCGGCAACAAAUGAUGACUCGUCAAAACAUAGUGAAUUCCCUUACGAUUCUUUAAAAAUUAGGCAGCAACAAAGUUCUCGUAAGAGAAAAACUUCAGAAACAUAUGGAGAAAGAUCUAGAAAUAAGAAGACAGAUAUUGAAAGAACAAUUUCACGGACUAGUCGACCUUCGCAUAAUGAUAUCGAGCGACAGCGGAGAAACGACAUGAAAGCAAGAUUUGAUGCAUUGAAAGCCGCGAUACCUGACAUCGAGCGAAUGGAUCGUGCCCCGAAAAUCCAAAUUUUGUCAAAAGCGACUGACUAUAUAAUGAAACUUCACGCAGAAGAAACAACUUUGGAUAAUGAGAAACAAAAAGAAAGAAAAAGAAAUCGUUUGCUGUUAGACAAACUAGUUAAACUAACUCAAGUUGUAUGA